Molecule: messenger RNA, 2795 nt
Organism: Halichondria panicea
Lineage: Eukaryota; Metazoa; Porifera; Demospongiae; Suberitida; Halichondriidae
Product: lymphocyte-specific helicase-like
Exons: 11
Coding region: 47-2611 (854 amino acids)
Biological process (GO): pericentric heterochromatin formation; lymphocyte proliferation; DNA methylation-dependent constitutive heterochromatin formation
Cellular component (GO): pericentric heterochromatin; nucleus
Molecular function (GO): chromatin binding; ATP binding; ATP-dependent chromatin remodeler activity
Source: RefSeq, a predicted model, not a curated record
CAAGAGGUUCGCUCCCAAGAUCCCAGUGGUGCUCUACCACGGCUCAAUGGCUGAGAGGGAAGAGUUACGCAAGACACUGUUCCUUACACAAGCAGAAAUUGCCCAGAAAAAACAGAGCAAGAGGAAAUCCAAGAGCAUGAAGAAGCUACCCCCUAGUAACUCACACCUGCUACAACAUGUGCAGCCAGUGGUGGUGACUUCAUAUGAGAUAUGUAUGAGGGAUGUCAAGUUCCUACAGUUCAAGGGUUGGGCGUAUCUGGUGGUGGACGAGGGGCACCGUAUUAAGAACCUCAAUUGCAAGCUCAUCAAAGCCUUGAAGUCAUAUGAUGCUUCCAACCGCCUCCUACUCACGGGGACUCCACUACAGAACAACCUAGCUGAGUUGUGGUCUCUCCUCAACUUCCUCCUGCCUGACAUCUUUAACGACCUCAACAGUUUCCAGUCAUGGUUUGACUUUGCUAAAGGUGGUGAGGAUGAGGUCAGAGAGAAGAUCAUAGCCCAGGAGAGAGAGCAGCAUGUGCUCAGGACACUGCAUCAGAUCCUCACUCCAUUCCUCCUACGUCGACUCAAGACUGACGUGGAGUACUCCCUACCUCCUAAGAAGGAGAUCCUAGUCUAUGCCCCACUCACUCAACACCAGGAGAAGUUCUACAAAAGUCUACUGGACAAGUCGAUUCUGAACCUCCUGGACAAAGAGAAAGAGGAGAGACUGAAAGCACGAGGGGGCGGCAGAGGGAGUAGUGGGGUGUGUGAGGGCGUGGAGGUGUGUGAGGAGGAGGGCAAGAGAGCUCGGCAAUGCAAGAUCAGCAAGUCAGACUGCUACUCUCAACUGACAGACAGUCAGUUUGACUCCAUCAUGACUGGAGAGGCAGAUCUGAAGGACUUUGUACCCCAAGUGGAGGAAACAAAGACAAACAAAAAGGAUCUUGUUCCCAAGUUCUCUGCUACUAACAUCAAGAUGACGAGUGUGUACACGAUGCUGCGACUAUGCUCCAACCAUCCCUACCUCCUCGAGUUCCCCCUCACCCCCAGCGGAGACUUCAAAGUGGACGAGGAGUUAGUUCAGUGUGCUGGCAAGAUACGUGUGUUGGACAGAUUGCUAACUGCUCUCAUUAAAGAUGGACACAAGACUCUCGUGUUCUCCCAGUUCACUCGUAUGCUGGACAUACUGGAGGACUACCUGGAGAUGAGGGGUGUGGUUUACGCCCGAUUGGACGGCUCUAUGGGAUUUGCCGAUCGUCAGAUAAACAUUGCCAAGUUCAAAAGUCAUCCUGCCUGUAUGGUGUUCCUACUGAGUACUAGAGCAGCUGGGCUGGGCCUCAACCUCACUGAGGCAGACACGGUUAUCCUGCACGACUCUGACUGGAACCCCCAGACGGACCUUCAGGCCCAGGAUCGCUGUCAUCGUAUAGGGCAGUCCAAGCCGGUGGUGGUGUACCGACUAGUGACUGCCAACACCAUCGACCAGCGCAUUGUAGAGAGGGCAGCUUCCAAGAGGAAACUGGAGAAGAUGAUCAUUCACAAAGGGAAGUUCAAGGGUAACACCAAUGACAGUGCAUGUGAUCUCUCUCUAGAAGACCUCUCGGACCUGUUGAACUCUGUGGACCAUGAUCGGGUGGUGGGCAGGGAUGGUCAGGUGAUCUCUGAUGACGCCCUCGCCGCUCUAUUGGACAGAACUGCGACUAAGCGACCAGUAAACGAGUGCCCAGACCAAGGCUCUGAUGAUAACGGUGACGAGGGGGAGACUAAUCACUCUGGAGUGUUUAAAGUGCUCGAGGAUAUUGGCAACGUGGUGUGUAACAAAGAAGAGGUAGCAAAGAGCGAAAGCAAUGACGAUAUCGUGAAGCUCCAAAACGAGAAUAUGAUUGAAGACAAGACUGAUUUGGCAACAGACACUCAACUUAUUGAACACAACUCAAUCAAUGUCGGCAAGAAUGAAAGUAUGCAGCUCCCUACCCAAGAAGAUGAUCAUUCGAAAGAAACCCCCUUAACCAACGAAGGGUCAAUAACGUGUGAAACAAUGGAGACUACCAUCGAAAGCAAGAGUUCUAUACUAGCUACUGGACCAGCAGGAGGCGACAUGGAGCAUCUAACUGAAGGAAACAAUACAAAGAGUGUCCUAAAUGAAACAAUGGAGACUGACAAUGAAAGCAAGAGUGCUACACUAGCUACUGGACCAGCAGGAGGUGACAUGGAGCCUCUAACUGAAGGAAACAAUACAAAGAGUGUCCUAAAUGAAACAAUGGAGACUGACAAUGAAAGCAAGAGUGCUACACUAGCUACUGGACCAGCAGGAGGGGACAUGGAGCCUCUAACUGAAGGAAACAAUACAAAGAGUGUCCUAAAUGAAACGAUGGAGACUGACAAUGAAAGCAAGAGUGCUACACUAGCUACUGGAUCAACAGGAGGGGACAUGGAGCCUCUAACUGAAGCAGACAAUACAAAGGGCACUCUAAAUGAAGCUAGCGGAGCUAUGGAUUGUGAUACCCCGAUCGAGUUUGCGGUAAAAAGCAGCAGUGAGAAAGGCAGGAGUGGUGACUGUGAGAUCACUGGGAUGGAUUGUGAUGUGCCGAGGGAGCAUGUGGUUGUGGAUAUAUCGGCCUGCCUGUAAUUAACUGUCACGUACACUAGGAAACUCAAUAAUUAAAAAUAUUAUUUACUCAACAGGCAUUAUUUUGGGUUUGUCAUCAUCAUUACAUACAUUACCCUAAUCCAUUUAUCUCAUGAUUCUACGUUAUAUAAUUAUAAAUUGUACAUGUAUGUACUACUACUGUGUAUAUACUUGUAUACCCUCC